AUGGCUCCGAAAAGAGGAUGGUGUAAAUAUUGCCUAGAUGAUUACCGCCAAGGCGAUAUCAUUGUUAGAUGCUCAAGCUGCCCGCGCACAUUCCACCGAGAGUGUCUGGACCACGAAUUUCUGACAAAUUCAACUGCAACGGGAUAUUACCAGAACAACCACGAUAACCCGAUUGAUCUGUCAGAUUUCACAUGUGACUCGUGUCAGCAGUACGCACAGGAAAUCGAAAUUGUAAACGACGAAAGGUGUAAAAUAUGUAAGGAGAGAAACAGAGAUGAGUCGGAUAUACUCCUCCUAUGUGAUGGCUGUCCCAACAGUUAUCACAUGUCGUGCCUAGAUUUGCACGUAGAACCCGACUCGGAAAAGUGGUAUUGCCCAAUGUGCAAACCAGAAUCAUUUGAAGGAGUUAACAUUAGAGCCCAUAGAAGAAACCCUUUGUUAGACACAAGCGAACACGUUAACUCAUCUAUCUGUUACGUAUGCCAAAGACACGGAAAACUUUUGGGCUGUGAUUUCUGCUCAAACUCAUUCCACUAUGAUUGUUUACCAGAAUUUGAUAUAGGUACUUUUUUUAAUGAUAUGACUAUUUAUAUGAAUUGUAAUUUAAUACAAAAUACUAUUGCGGAUGUGUGGGAAUGUCCUUGUUGUCGUGGAGAGGACCCGUUCAUUAAUCAGAUGCAUAAGAGAUGGACGAUCUCACAAAUCGAAAAGAAUAGUAAAACCAGACGCAAAUCUAUACUUACAUGGAAAGGGGUUAUAACCAGAUACAGAAAUCGGUUCAUUCUAGCGCACCGUGAAGAGUUGGCACCCUUUGUUACCACUAAAAUUAUCGAUCAACUCAUUCGAACAUUCAUUUCCAAUAAAAAUAAGAAUAAGAAGGAAAAGAUUAAGGAUGUGGAGAGUCAGUUGGAUCAAUUACAAGAAGAACAGCUUAUUGAGUCGAAUAAGUUUGUUAUCAAGGCAAGAAAGAGCUGUUAUUACCCAAGUGGACGGAGAAGAGAUAGCCGUCCAAUGAGGAAUGGAGUAGCACUUAAACCACACCAAGAAGAUGGAGUUGAUUGGCUUCUCAAAUCAUUUCUAACUGGAGGAGCAAUUUUAGCUGAUGAAAUGGGAUUGGGUAAAACGAUACAGACGUUGUGCUUUUUAAGUUACUUGAAGAUGAUGAAUAUUGAAGGACCACACUUGAUAGUCGUGCCUUUGAGUACGGUAGGAAACUGGCUUCGAGAGAUUCAUAGGUUCACACCGCAUCUGACAGUAGUUAAGAUAUGUGGAUCAAAAACCGAAAGACUUCAUGCAAUGUCUGAUCGCCUGGCAUAUAACGGACUAUAUGACCUGUUUGUAACGACUUACGAAACAGUAAAGUGCGAAGAAGCGUUCUUUGUAGAAACAGUACCCAGAUGGCAGUGCCUAAUCCUGGAUGAAGCACACAGAAUUAAAAACCAAUCUGGAGCAUUAAGACACUCAAUGGAUCGCAUAGUCUCAAACAUGAGAUUACUACUAACAGGUAAAAUUCAUCAAAUUAAUAAAUUCUUAGGAACACCGUUGCAAAAUAAUGCACAAGAAUUGUUCACAUUAAUUAAUUUCAUGUUCCCAGAAUUAUUCAGAGAUUCCCAGAUUAUGGAACAGGCAUUUAAUGUAAAAAAGAGAGUUAGAAAUGAAGAUGAGAUGAAUUUUACAGUGCAGGAGUUGGAGUCGAUAAAGACACUGUUGUCAAAGAUCAUGCUUAGAAGACUGAAGGAACAGGCGAUCAGUUUACCGAAGAAAAUAUUCCAUGACGUGUGGCUGCCAUUGAGUGAAGAAACACUCAAGUGGUACAGAACACUGAUGAACAUAAGGACGCUGAUGAGAGAGAAUUUGUCAAUAAAAAAGUUGUUGGGAAUUGUAAUUAAGAUGAGGAUAAUCUGUGGUCACCCGAGAGGUAUAGUAAGUAGACCACAACAAAGAGAAAAGCUUCUGGAGUUUUUCAAACAGGAUAUGGAAGUACAGAAACAAAUCGAGUCAGAAGCGAAUGAACUCAACGACCUUAAAGGAUUUACACACAUCCAAGCAUCAGCAAAACUAACGUUUCUCGACAAACUGCUUAACCAACUCCACUACGAAAACUGCAUAAUGAUACCCAAUUAUCUCAAAAUGUACAAUCAACAUCUGAAGUCACUAGACCAGACACUGUACCGACAAUUUAUCAACACAAACCCAGAAUCUUUAAUCACUUCAACAGAUAACCAGUUUCUGCAACCAUUAAAGAAUCCAGCAGACAUGACCAGUUUGUUGAAGAUAGAAUGUGAAAAGCUGGAACAGAAUAAGUUAGGUGAACCGGUUAAUAAGUUUCUGAGUGUUCAAAAUGGGCCUGUGAAGAUAGAUUUUAGUGAUUUGAACCAAUUUAACCUCAAAGCCCAACUAAACUUUAAGCCCCAAAACAAUUUAAAAUUAAACCUUAUAGAAUCAUUAAAGACGGAAUCGGAAUCAAGUUCAUUCAAAAGAGAACUUGAAAAUGAAGAUCAGAGUGAGAAUAGUCUCAAGGAUGGUAAAGUAGAUAAAGUUAGCAAAAAGAAGAAGAAGAAAAUAUCAAAGGAUUUGUUUCUGAGUACAGUAGAGAACCAGUAUGUAAGAGUGCCCCAGAACACAAGUGAAAAUAAGUUGUACCUGAGUGAUUGUUUGCACGAGGUUAAUUUAACACAAAAUUGCCCCUACGUAUCAAUGAGGAUAUAUGAAAAGGCAUUAGAGCAGGAAGCAAAGUAUAAAAAGAGUAAGGAGAAAAGGUUGUAUAAGUUCGAAAGCACAAAUCUAAUUGAAGCGGCAGAAGAUUCAACAGAGUCGCUGUCAAACUACAUUAAUGACCCGAACCGUAAAACAACCAGAGUUAUAGAAUCUGAUGAUGAAAAUGGAGAUUUGUUUUCAAGUGAUGAUAACACACUUGUAAAUGGUGAUAAAUCAGGGUUAAAUGUUGAAAAGAAUGCAAGAGGUGCUUCAGAGGAUAGUAAGGUAUAUAUGCACAAAGUAUUAAUAUUUACGCAAUUUCAAUUGGUAUUGGAUGAAUUGGAAACAUACUGUAUAAAUAGAGGUUGGAAGUAUAUGAGGUUGGAUGGUAGUACAAAUAAGUUGAUAAGAGAGUUGGAUAUUCGUGAAUUUAAUAGCUCGAAUAGUAACUAUUUUGUGUAUUUGAUAAGCACAAGAGCAGGAGGGUUGGGGAUUAACCUUACAGCAGCAAACCACGUGGUAUUGUAUGAUGAGGAUUGGAACCCGUUUAUAGACCUUCAAGCGAUAGAUAGAGCACAUAGAAUAGGACAGAAGAGGAAUGUACAUAUAUGGAAAUUAAUUUCCGAGUGGACAGUGGAGGAAAGAAUGGCGUUGAUUCGUGAGAAGAAAUUACAACUUGAUAAGCUAAUAUUACAUAAUAAGACUACAAAGCCAGAAACUGAUGGAUGUGAUACUGAUUUCACUAAGAAUAACGUGACGAAUGGAGAAAGUGGUAAGAUCUUGGAUGAAGAAGACGUCAUCAUAAGUUUAUCCCAUGCAGCAAUGUUAAAGAUGAUGAUGCACGGGAAUAAGGCGCUGAAGUGUCUUGAGGCAGAGCAGAUAACGGAUUUGAAGUUAAAUGAGAUCAUAGAUAGGAAGAGAAGAGCGCCUCCUGAGCAUCUGGAUGACACAAACGAUAUCGAUGAUGUGAUUAUAGGGUCGAGUAACCAGGUGCAGGGUGAAGACAGAGUCAUUAUCCAGCUUGUAAAGGAGGAAGAUGAAAUUGACAUUACUCAAGAAGAUCCUUCAAGCCAGCCUAAAAAGAAACUAACAGGUUUACUAGUAAAUGAUUUAAUAAAUGAAGAGGAUACAACAGAUGGUUACGUUUCAGGAGUUGGAGGAGUUACAGAAGCGUAUGGAGGUGAAGUAAAUGGAGUUGCAGAUGAUUAUGGAGGUGAGGGAACUAAUGGAGAUACCGAAGGUUCUGUAGAAAACCAUGAUAAUGCCACAGCGAGUAGUGAGUAUGGAGCUGUUGCUGAUAAUGAAGUGAAUGUGGAAUCAUCAGAAACAUCACAACCACAGGAAGAACCAAGUCUAAAGAAAAGAGGAAGGAAAAGAAAAAUGGUAAUGGAAUUGGAACAAGCAGGAUUAUUGUGGAGAAGUGUAAGAGAAAAGAAGAAACCAAGUAUGAUAUAUACGCCAAUGGAAUGGCAAAAGAAGGGUGAAGGAAGAGUACUAAAACACGAAACUAAGUGUUUUUGUUGUUCAAAGCCUAAGAACUUUAAGACGACAUACAAGGACAAGGAAGGGAAUGAUGUAGAAGUUGAUUACGGAGAGUUGAUAAAGUGUUUCAGGUGCCCAAAGAGUUAUCACAAGUUCUGUGAGCGAGUAUCUAACAUUAAGAAAACAUGGAGUUGCAGAUGGCACGAGUGUUGUCUCUGUUUCCGAAAAAGUUCACAGUGUGGAAACCUACUGAUCCAUUGUUCAAGUUGUCCAACCUCCUUUUGCUAUGACUGUUUCCCUCCAGAUUACACUCGCCACUAUGUCAGCGAGGAGUAUUAUUAUAACCUUAACCAGCGAGGACUGGUGGCAAACUCUACGAACUGGAUCUUUUUCCUCUGCUCAAAGUGCAAGAUCGAGUCUGAGCGCAAGCGCAGGAGUAUUUCUGGUGAGGAAAGAGACAAGCAUAAGAAGGAACAAAAGGAGCUCCGUUCUGAGCUUUUAAGUACAAUUAAGAGUAAGACAGAUACGCUUAACUCCCGUGAAAACAGGCGUCUGCAAUCGAUAAUUAACCGUGAAGAUAAGAAACGUAUCGAGGCCAUGAAAAUGCAGGAAAGUGAACUUGAAGAAAGACAUCGACAAUUGUACCAAAGCCUAUUCCCCAUCAAUCUCAUCGCCGAGAUUAAAAAUCGCAUCAACUCUGAUAUUCUGAACGAUUCCACACCAGAUAAGAGCAAUUCGGAUAAAUUUGACAACUCAUACAAGGCCGAUAAUGCAGAUAGAGUUCCCGGUUCAGAUCGAGCUGCCGGUUCUAAAAUGGAUGCGGAUGAGGUUGAAAAUGUUGAAAAGCGUGAUAAAUCUGAUCGAUAUGAUGAAGAUUGGGGAGUAGGUAUGAGAAGCAAAAAACGUGGCCUAAACUUUUCAAAUGUUAGACUACCGAGUAGACUACUUCAGUUUUGUGAUAAUUGCAGAAUCCCACUCCACAACAUUUACAAGUACCCAGAACCUUGUCCAUUCCCAAAAGAAUAUGUUAAACUCGAUCUUGAAAUUAAUGUCAAAAAGCCAAAAUCUGAAGAAACGCCUAAUCAUACACUAGACACAAAUACUACCGCCGCAACCACCACCAAUACAACAAAUACUACUUCUAGUAAUAGUACCGCUCCAAAUUCUACAAAUGCUACCCCUAUGGCUACAAAUAAUGAAACGACAGAAUCCUCAGAUAAGCAGAAGAAGAUCAUUAAAAAGUGCUAUUGCAGUUUAUGUUAUGAGAAGAAUGGGAAAAGAAGUGUACAUUUUAGAAGACAUUGUGAUUUAUUAACUCCAGAAGAUAAGGAAGAGUAUAAAUUGAGGCAUGAAAGAGUUGAGAAGGCGAUGGAGCUGUUAAAUAAACUCAUACCAACCACAGCAAACUCAAUUGACUACACUCAAUUCAAUAACAUUAAACUCAAGUCACUGUAUAAUCAUAUGCUCGAUCAGUGUGACUCACUGUAUCUCAAGGCUCUGAUCAACGUAGGAUUGCUACCAAGUGAUACUGAUGGUCCAACUGCAUUGAGACACGCACCAAACCCAAUCGCUAAUCCAUUAGACUCUACAAACACACCUAAUAAGCCAUCUGAUGGCCCUGCAGUGAAUGAUGUUUCCGAGCUCACCAAAAACUACAUCCGAUCAUUCAACAACAUUUAUAAAGUGCAAAACAACCUCGUGCUACCCACACUUUACAAAAACAACACUGACAAUACUUAA
Messenger RNA from Theileria annulata, 5919 nucleotides. RefSeq names its product SWI/SNF-related chromatin remodelling factor (ISWI homologue), putative. Bases 1 to 5919 code for a protein of 1972 amino acids. Gene Ontology annotation, cellular component: nucleus. The record is from RefSeq and is a predicted model, not a curated record. The transcript is spliced from 6 exons. Gene Ontology annotation, molecular function: DNA binding; ATP binding; ATP-dependent chromatin remodeler activity. Lineage: Eukaryota; Apicomplexa; Aconoidasida; Piroplasmida; Theileriidae.